CAUGCGCGCACACAUAAACGUACUUCCGUUUCCGGUGUUCUUGCCGUUUCAUAUUGUCUGCAAAACGCCGGUCAAAGUAACAUUUAAAAAUGCUUUCACGCGUUGCCAGACCAACUUCUUGCUUACUUAGCCGUGCAUUUUCAACUACCCUACAGACAAAUUCAAAUGUAGCUGUGCUAGGUGCCAGUGGGGGGAUUGGACAGCCCCUGUCUCUUCUUCUUAAGAUGUCUCCAUUUGUGUCAAGGCUUAACCUAUACGAUAUUGCCCACACCCCAGGUGUAGCAGCAGAUCUUAGUCACAUAUCAACAAAGGCACAAGUAAAGGGGUUCCUUGGACCAGAACAGCUAGAUGAUUGUCUUAAAGGGGCAGAAGUUGUACUAAUUCCUGCUGGUGUGCCAAGAAAACCAGGGAUGACUAGAGAUGACUUAUUCAACACAAAUGCAUCCAUUGUGAGAGAUUUAGUGAGAGCUUGUGCUAAAACUUGUCCCAAAGCCAUGAUCUGUGUAAUAACCAAUCCAGUAAACUCAACUGUUCCCAUUGCAUCUGAAGUAAUGAAAGAAGAAGGUGUUUAUGAUCCAAAAAGAAUUUUUGGUGUUACAACCCUGGAUGCUGUUAGAGCUAGCACAUUUAUUGCAGAAGCUAAGGAUUUACAUGUGAAGUCAGUCAGUCUACCAAUUAUUGGAGGACACAGUGGUGUAACGAUAGUGCCAUUGAUAUCACAGUGCACACCUCCUGUCUCCUUCCCACAGGAUACUCGUGAGAAAUUAACAGUUAGGAUACAGAAUGCUGGAACUGAAGUUGUGGAGGCCAAGGCUGGAGCUGGUUCAGCAACAUUGUCCAUGGCUUACGCUGCAGCAAAGUUUGCAGAGAAUCUGAUGGAGGCAAUGGGAGGGGCUGAUAACAAGGUGGAGUGUGCAUUUGUUCGUUCAGAUGUCAUAGAUGGUGUCACUUACUUCGCAAACCCAUUACUCCUUGGUGAAAAUGGAGUGGAGCAGAACCUUGGAGCUGGAAAAUUAAUUGAUUAUGAAAAGAAAUUAGUGGAUGAAGCAGUGGGUGAACUCAAGGCUAACAUCAAGAAGGGAGAAGAGUUUGUAACUGCAUCAAAAAAAUGAAAUGUUCCAACAGAUAACAAAUAAACAGCAUGUUUCUGAAUGGAGUGGAAGAGACAAUAUACGAGACAAUGUAGAUUCUAUUGGAUUGUAAAAAAGCAUAUUUUUACAAUGAAUUUCUUUAUAGUAAAGACAUAUUUUACUUUGCUUUUCUUGCACGUUAUUUAUAUGUAGACAGUCAUAUCGUGAACGGUUAAAUUAGUUACUCAUCACCAGUUGGAAUGUGUUCACAUUCUUGCGUUACAUGUUUGUUUAUUUUGUAAUAUAAAACAUGAACAUGCUUCUUAUUGUGUCUGGUAUUUUCUGUUUACAUUGCAGUGUUUUUUUUUAUAGACUUCUUGAAAUACUGUGAACAGGUCUUGUAAAAUAGUGGUUGAAUAGCUUGGUACUGACCAAAUGUCAGUUUUAUAGAAUAGUCUUUAUUGUAGACAGCAGAAAAAAAAUUUGAAAAAAAAAUAAAUAUCACCCUGCCAGCAGCAUGUGCUAUGACACAGACCAUGUACCAGAUAUACUUAGAUACUUGUAAGAAGAAUGUUUUAGAAAGUGCUAUUGUAUAUAUAGAUGCUGUUACACAUUCUGAAGUUCGUUGCAUACAGUAUAUUAUAAAAUGGAAAAUGUCAUACAUUUGUGGAAUUUUCUGUUAAUUGUGAACAAAUUGUGGAGACAAAAGCUGUAGUUACUUUGCAUGGUGUCUAGAACUGCCAUAAUGUAAAACCAUUUCCAGAAAAAAGUGGGUAUAUUUUGUUCAUCAGCAUUGAAUCUGUAGGGAUCAUUCUUAUGGUAAAAUCAUCACUUUCAGUCCAAACUAGAGAAAUUACUAUAUACUUAAACCUAUUAAUGUACUUUUGUUAAUGAUUUCUUAUGGUGAAAUAAAAAGUAACCUGUUA
Messenger RNA from Mercenaria mercenaria, 1996 nucleotides. Its product is annotated as malate dehydrogenase, mitochondrial-like. NCBI's taxonomy places the organism in Eukaryota, Metazoa, Mollusca, Bivalvia, Venerida, Veneridae. Bases 90 to 1112 code for a protein of 340 amino acids. Gene Ontology annotation, cellular component: cytoplasm; mitochondrion. The transcript is spliced from 8 exons. Gene Ontology annotation, biological process: malate metabolic process; tricarboxylic acid cycle. Gene Ontology annotation, molecular function: L-malate dehydrogenase (NAD+) activity. The record is from RefSeq and is a predicted model, not a curated record.